AUGACAAAAAGAUGGUACAAUAUUAGUCAAAUGCCUUCACUAGUAAGAGAACAUGUAGCAUCGAUAUUAUUCGAUGGAACAAUUAUGAUUAGCGGUGGACGUGCUGGUCGCACUGCUAUAACAAAUAAAGUUAUUUUAUAUGAUCCAAUAAAUGAAACUUGGAAUACCACAAGUAAUAUGCGAGAUGCACGAUAUAAACAUACAGCAUCAGUCUUAUUACAUGGACAAGUUUUAGUUACAGGUGGAUAUANAGGGCGAGAAAUCGGAGCUAUUGUGCCAACAACCUUUCUAUCCGAUGCCAUUCAAGAGUUACUUGAAUUUAUAAUUAAUCAGGUUUAUGCAGCAUUUGGAGGACCAGGAGGGAAAAAGCUCAGUAGCUGGAAAAACAUUUUAAUUGAACUGUGCUUAUUCAUCCUUAAAUGGAUUCUCCUUCUCCUUGUUCAAAAUCUUAUUAAGCUAUUGGAAUCUGGUUAUCCAUUGAUCGCUUUGCUUUUACGCAUAACACCUUUUUUCAUCAGGUAUAUUAUUAAUCAACUGCGUAACACAGUAUGCAAGUGA
Messenger RNA from Adineta ricciae, 558 nucleotides. NCBI's taxonomy places the organism in Eukaryota, Metazoa, Rotifera, Eurotatoria, Adinetida, Adinetidae. The record is from the annotation of a GenBank genome assembly.